Pelobates fuscus (common spadefoot toad) is the source of this 1918-nucleotide messenger RNA. RefSeq names its product interleukin 17 receptor E like (gene IL17REL). Bases 9 to 1691 code for a protein of 560 amino acids. Gene Ontology annotation, molecular function: interleukin-17 receptor activity. The record is from RefSeq and is a predicted model, not a curated record. NCBI's taxonomy places the organism in Eukaryota, Metazoa, Chordata, Amphibia, Anura, Pelobatidae. The transcript has 18 exons.
AGGAAAACAUGCACUUACUCAAUAGAGAAUGCAGCCUCAGAUCCUGGCAAAUGGGACCAGCUCAUUUUUUCUUUUUGUUUAUUUUUGGAAUUUCCAGUUGCCACUCCAUUGAAAGGAUUAAAGAAUGUGGACUUACAUGUUCUGCGGGAGUUCACUGUAAAAGCAAAGAUAGAUUUUCCUUCUUCUGUCGGGACCCACCAAGCUCUCUGUUACCUGCUGUAUUGGAAAAUCUCAAAAUCUCCACAGCUAUGAAAUGCAAAAAGAAGAAUCACUGCUCCCUUUAUUUAAACAUUAACGGAACAGUUUCACUUGAUGAAAGAAUUCACGGGGUGGAAAUCUGCUCUUUCACCCUGAGUACACAACAGAAUCAGUGCACCAGCAUCAGAUUCUCAAGAACCAAAGCCAAGAAGACAGGAGUGAAAAAGGUACAUGUUCAGUUUAACUGCUUUGAAGUGGGUGUCGGGCAACAUGUUUUUGUGUCCAUGAGAACAGUUCCAUACUUCUGUGAUAUUGAACUGAGCAAAGAGUACCAUGUGGAAGAUUGUCGCAACAGUGUUUUGUCCAGUAGUAUACCUUCCUGUCUAGCUGGAGAGUUAGAUUUCAGGAUAGACGAAGAGAAGAAAACCAUAACAGUGCAUGUAUCAAAUAAUCUUGAAGAGUAUGACUACAAUGUACGCCUUUGUUUGAAACUGUACACCUGCCAGGACAUCAGUGGGGCAUAUGCACUGAUAAAAAUGGGAAAUUCUUCAAAAUCAGCCACAUUACCGUAUUCGGACAUUUUACCAUGUUUGUGCAUCGAGGGUUGGUCAGCAUUUACAGAUUCAAGACGGAUACGUCUUUGUCCAUUUAAGCAUGACACCCACACUCUCUGGGACAACAUUGCUUACAAUCCUAUGAGUGAAACUGUCUCCUGGGAGCCGACAUGUCCAGUUCCAGUCACCAUCAACCUGUGUUGGUUGGACGCUUCUAACGACAACUGUAUAAAUCUACCGGAGUCAUUUAGUUCAACAGUGAAUGAUCGGGUGUCGUACAUGCAGGUAGACACUCAUCCCCGACUCUGCAUGAAGUUUUCCACUGAAAUCGGUUCCUGGAUCAGAUGCCCAUUUUCUUUUGGACAAUUUCCAGGAUGGGACAUGAAUGUUACUGUCACAGAUGAGUUGCUUAAAGUCAGAAUCAUGUCGAAGGCCAAAGCAAAGUUCUCUGUGAUUGUCUGUAAGAGGACAAAACCCGAUGGAUGUGUACCUCUCCAUACAUUUGAUUUGAUCUCCCUGGGAACGUCUGUGAAUGUAAAUCUAAGUCUGACACGCGACUUGUGCAGUCCAAAUAUUUGCAUUCAGGGCUUAAGGACAGAUGUAAACUACUCGUUCCCGGUCCAGAUCUGCAAUAUAUCUUGCAAUGCGCUGCAACCACAUUAUGGCACUGAGAAAGUGGUGAUAGUUCUUAUAAUGGCUGCUGGAUUUCUCGUUUCACUCACCAUCGUUACGUUUUUGGGAUACAUUGCAUUAAAAGCUUAUUACCGGAUGAAAUGGCAACAGGAAAGCUUCCUCAAAAGAAAAGUAAAACAUCUUUCAUCAGAAAUAGCUUCUUCACUUGAGCACAGAUUAUCCAUCCUGUUUAAUAAAAAUGAUGAAUUAAUGAAUGGAAAUCAAAUUCUUCAGCAGAGUUUAACGUCACCGGGUCAUCAAGCGUAGACUGACGGAAUCUGAUUUUGCGGCUCGUGGACUUACUAAAUCUGAUCCUUGCAUGUGGACUUUGAUAAGCAACUAUCUCUGAAAGAUUGCUCUGCUGUUAAACAUUGUUUAAUUUGGAUUCACUAUUCCACAUGUCAUAUCCAAUCAUCCGUUUCCAUAAGCCAGCUAGUCAGUGUUUAUGUGUUAAUUGAGUGGUAGAGUAUGUAUCUGAUUUCAAUUUCUACCCA